GCGCUAAAAAGGAAUUGGUAUCUAUUUAAAAAGGCUACACAUUAAUUUUCCUUUAAUGCAAUUUCAAUUAUUUUCUUUUUAUUUUUGACAUACUUGUUCAUGUUAAUGAUGUACACUCAAACUAUUCAUGUUUCACAGAUGGUUUUUAUGAUUCUUGCGAUUAAAUUAUUCAGGAAUUAUUUGAUUUUUCAUAUUGUUAAAAACACAUUAUAAUGAAUACAUGCAUAUAAUUAUAUGUGUAUUGAUAAAUUUGAUGUAAAAAAUUAUAUCUAUGGUGUAUGCGUAAAAUUUAAAAACUACUAAAAAACGAUGAUAUUUCUUUCUAAUACAAAACAAUACUUCUGUCCUUUGAUGUUUAAAUGGAGGGUUAAUUACAUGAUCCGGAAAAAUGAAGGAUUUGCGUGAGGAGUUAAAAGAUGUUGUGUUAUAUUUGAUGGAUGAUUUUAAAAAGUCUGUCAAGAAAUUGAAAUGAUUUCGAGAAUGAAAAAAGAUGAUCGAGUUUUUGGUGUCUCGUUGAAGGAAUCAGGAGGUUAGACUAAUGAAUAAUUGUGUUGAAAACGAAUCGAAGAAAAUGAUGAUUUAGAAUUGUUGAGGGUGUAUGAAGAGAUGAAUACAGUUUCCAGCAAAAUGAAGUAUUUGCGUGAGAAGUUAAAAGAUGUUGUCGAAUUUGAUAGAUGAUUUGAAUAACUCUAUCGAGAGAUUGAAGUGAUUUCGAGAACGAAAAAAUGGAUUGAGUAUUUGGUGUCUUAUUGGAGGGAUGAGGUCAGACGGAUGAAUAAUUGUGUUGAAGACGAAUCGAAGAAGAUGAUUAUUUAGAGUUACCGAGGAUGUAUGAAUAGAUGGAUACAAUUUCCAGCAAAAUGAAGGAUUUGCGUGAGAAGUUAAAAGAUGUUGUGUCAGAUUUGAUGGAUGAUUUGAAAAGUUUGUCGAGAAAUUGAGGAAGAAAUGUGAGGGUUGAGAUGCAGCAGGCAGAGGAAACUUGGAGGGCAGCGAAAGCUGUGGUCUGGUAGUUGAAGGAACCUCAGGAGGCGAGGCAUAAACAUGGUGAGCAGAGUGGAGAGAGUUGUUGAAGCUAGAUUAGCAAGGGAGGACGAUGAUGGCGUAUGUGGAGGGGUAGGAAAAGCGGUUGCUGCGGCAGCCUUCCAGUCAGCAAUCGACAGAGAGAUAGAUCUAGAGAGGAGGGAGGGGGAUGGGAGGUGGCAGGUAGGGGUGGCUAUUUGGACCGGGACCGGAUUAAAAACUGGAAACCGGACCGUAUAACCCGGACCGAGACCGGAUCGGGACCGGAUAGUAAACAAUCCAAUCCAAUCUUUGGGUUUAGAUUUGAGGUAAAAAACCGGAUAAAGACCGGAUAAGACAGCUCAACACACAAAACUUAAAGGUAAUUUGCAUAAACGGUCACAAACCUUUGCACUUAGUACAAAACUUAACCAACUCCUCACCCUUUAAGGCCUUAGGCCACUCAAAUCCCACAAUCUCAAUGUAAAAUCAAGACCGAAUUGGGAUCGGACCGGAUCAAGACCGGACUGUAUCCAAUCCAAUCUUCGGUCCUUAUAUUUUCAAAAAGACCGGACUGGACCGGAUCAAUUUGGGCCAAUUUAACCGGACCGGACCGUAUAGCCACCCCUAGUGGCAGGUCUGAAUAAAAUUUGGAUGUCUAGGUUUAGCUAUUUGGGUUUUGCUUUUACGGGAAGGAAAAAUGAAAUUUUGGGGAACUUCCGCCCGCCUUGUCAUUUUUCAUUUUUUCACUUUCCCUCCACAACCACUUUUCCUUUGAAUAAUGGAUUUUCAAUGUAUUUCCAUUAGAAAUUUGCAAAUACAACGGUAUUUUCAUUUUUGUUGUUACUAAUCUGACGCCAACGACGGAAAGCACUUAAGUCGUUAAUAUUAGUUGUUAAUAGGCAAUUUUCUUGUGGUGAUCAUUGUUAUCUAUUGUGACAAAAUACUUUGUCAUUUAAACAAUUCAAUAAGACAUAAUAUGAUAAAAGCUACUCUGACGAUAUAGUUUGUCACUUUUGUGUCUCUUACAUCCCGAUAUGGGAUGCCUAUUUUGACAAACUUAAUUGUGACACGAAAUAUUUGUCACAUUACUCACUUUAAAUGACGAACUAUUCUGACUACAAGAAAUUUGUCACUAUUGAGUCUCUUACAACCCGAUAUGGGAUGCCUAUUUUGACAAAAUUAAUUGUGACACGAAAUAUUUGUCACAUUACUCACUUCAAAUGACGACUUAUCCUGACAAUAAUUUUUUUUGUCACAUUAGACAUACCAAAUAGGACAUAUAUUAUUUUUUUCAUAUUACCGUACCAAUUGUGACAAACAAAAAAUGACAAAAAAAUGUCCUAAUAGGCCGAAUUUGUUGUAGUGUAAUGAAGGAUUUGCGUGAGGAGUUAAAAGAUGUUGUGUCGGAUUUGAUGGAUGAUUUGAAAAACUUGUCGAGAGAUUGAAAUGUUUUCGAGAACGAAAAAAGAGAAUUGAGUAUUUAGUGUCUCAUUGGAAGGAUCGGGAAGUUAGACUGAUGAAUAAUUGUGCUGAAGACGAAUCGAAGAAGAUGAUUGUUUUAGAGUUGUCGAGGGUGUAUGAAGCGACGGAUACAGUUUCCAACAAAAUGAAGGAUUUGCGUGAGG
Molecule: messenger RNA, 2627 nt
Organism: Linum trigynum
Lineage: Eukaryota; Viridiplantae; Streptophyta; Magnoliopsida; Malpighiales; Linaceae
Source: the annotation of a GenBank genome assembly